Ooceraea biroi (clonal raider ant) is the source of this 1875-nucleotide messenger RNA. RefSeq names its product ALG1, chitobiosyldiphosphodolichol beta-mannosyltransferase. Gene Ontology annotation, cellular component: endoplasmic reticulum. Gene Ontology annotation, molecular function: mannosyltransferase activity. NCBI's taxonomy places the organism in Eukaryota, Metazoa, Arthropoda, Insecta, Hymenoptera, Formicidae. The record is from RefSeq and is a predicted model, not a curated record.
AAAAGAAAUUAAACCUUUGUUACAAAGAAAUGAUAAACAUGUUACUCUUCAAAAUAUUCGCCAUCAUUUGCUAAUAUUUUUCUCCAUCUAUCAGGCAACUGACGAAUCCCUUCUUAUAGAAAAGAAAAUAAAUAAAAGCUCAAUUUCUUUAAAAAAACAAAUUAAUUAAUGUAUCGUGAUUAUUAGUUAUUUGAGAGAAAAGUGUGCCUACUUAGCGGUACAAAUGCUUCAAAAUACUUCCCAUUCUUCUUUUUAUUUGAAAAAGGAAACAGAUAAAAAUUGUUUUGAAGCAUUUGUAUUGCUAAGUGAACCGCAUAGUUUGAGGUACACAAAAAUCAGCAUUAGUUACUUCAAACAAAAACUGAAAAAUAUUCGAGAAAACAGCAAUAUACAUACUUUAUAUAAUUAAUAGCAAUAUUGAUCUAUUAAGAUAUUAAUAAAAGAUAUGUUUUGACCUAGCAUAUGAUAUCAACUUUCGAGCAAAGUCGUACGAAGUACCGGCUUUCGUUCAAGAUGUUUACAUUGCUCUUGAUACUCCUGCUAAUUUUUAUCGUACGCAAAUUUUGCCUGAAGAAAUUUAAAUCCGACAAAAAUGUUUGCGUGCUGGUGCUCGGUGAUAUCGGCAGAAGUCCGCGAAUGCAAUAUCACGCGGUCUCCUUCGCCAGGGAAGGCUUUACUGUAGACAUUGUAGGUUACCCUGGUUCAUCACCAAUGAAGGAAAUUGUCGAGAAUCCACGUAUACAGAUCCACUAUCUGCGACCGCCUUCUGAAUUGCGAAACAAAUUACCAUUUUUCUUGUGCUAUGUAAUAAAAGUGAUGUGGCAAACUGCUGAUCUUUUAUGGUCGCUACUUUCCAAACGAAUACCGGAUACAUUAAUAAUGCAAAAUCCACCUGCGAUACCAACGAUUCCAGUAUGUUGGUUUUACUGUGUUCUGAUGGAAACGCAAUUUAUCAUUGAUUGGCACAAUUAUGCAUAUUCUCUAAUGGCGUUAAGCUUAGGGAAGGAUCAUAUUGUGGUUAAAGUAGCACGAGCUAUCGAAGUAACAUUUGGACGCAGAGCGACGAAUAAUUUCUGUGUCACUAAAGCCAUGAAGGAAGAUCUAGAAAAGAGAUGGGCUAUUCACGCUAAGGUCCUAUAUGACAGACCAGCGGACGACUUCCAUCUAAUCACGGUGGAAGAGAAGAAUGAGUUUCUGUGCAAGUUAGCAGAAAAAUAUGCUCUAUCCAUAUCUGAUUCACCCAGAAGAUCCGGCUUCAUCGUGUCCAGCACUAGCUGGACUGAAGAUGAAGAUUUUUCAGUGUUGUUAAACGCAUUGCAAGAGUAUGAAAGCGCGUGUGAGAACGAAGAGUUGAAUCUACCGGAUUUGAUCUGCGUGAUAACGGGUAAAGGACCGUUGCGCGAUUUCUACAUGGCCAUCGUUGACUUGAAAAAGUGGAAACAUGUUCAAGUAAGAACAUUAUGGCUUGAAAACGAAGAUUAUCCGAAAAUACUAGCUACUGCAGACUUAGGCGUGUGCCUCCAUACGUCAUCCAGUGGAUUGGACUUACCGAUGAAAGUUGUCGAUAUGUUUGGUUGCGGCUUGCCAGUUUGCGCGUACAAUUUUAAUUGCUUGUCAGAAUUGGUGAGGCACAACGAGAACGGCUUGGUAUUCGCGGACGAGAACGAGUUGGCUCAACAGUUGAAAAUGUGGUUUCAAGAUUUCCCAAACAACAGCGCACAACAAGACUUACGUGAGAAGUUUCAAGAGAACAUGUUCACGUCCCAGAUAUACCGUAAUGGUUGGCACGGUAACUGGAAACUGAAUGUGUUACCUUGCUUUCAACAAUAAUCUUUGUUUUUCCUUAUUUUUAGUAUUGAUCUUAGUUGAUACAAU